Bipolaris maydis ATCC 48331 is the source of this 672-nucleotide messenger RNA. Its product is annotated as P-loop containing nucleoside triphosphate hydrolase protein. The record is from RefSeq and is a predicted model, not a curated record. Gene Ontology annotation, molecular function: GTPase activity; GTP binding. Gene Ontology annotation, biological process: vesicle-mediated transport. NCBI's taxonomy places the organism in Eukaryota, Fungi, Ascomycota, Dothideomycetes, Pleosporales, Pleosporaceae.
AUGAUGCUGCGCUCGAAAAAGUCUGAGUCACUCCGCAUCGUCGUGCUCGGCCAGGCUCAAGUAGGCAAGACUUGUUUCAUCGACAUGUUCCUUGAAGGCACACAUUUCAUCUCCCACUCCGCCGUCUCGUCCAUGCCCUUAUCCCGCCGCAUCUCGCACUCGGGUGCUUCCUUCACCCUCUCCUUCAUAGAUUUGGAUCUCACGGGACCCAUCGCGCCCUCGUACCGCAAGAUAGUCGAAGAAUAUCUCCGCAUCGCAGACGGUAUAGUCCUGCUCUACGACAUCAUUUGCAACUUGUCCUUUACCAGCGUGACCCAUGAAUUCUAUGUUUAUGCUUGGACGUGUCGAGAUGGUAUUGCUACCAAAGAGGCAGAUGAUCAUUUGACUAAAAAGCGCUUUGGAUGCGUGCUUGUUGGCAACAAGCGCGACGUCAUUGUUGGUGAGGAUGCAUCGAAACGUCAAGUGGAUAAAAAUAUGGCCGAGCAGUGGGCAAGUAGUCAGGGCUUGAAGCAUUUUGAAAUCACUACGAACGAGCGGGGUGAAGUAGAGGAGGUGGUCAAGGCGCUUGUGGACAGUAUAGCAAGAGCGAGGCGUAUGGAUCAGAGGGACAAGGCGAACGGGGCAACAGAACAAGGCGGGUCCAUCAUGAAGUUAUUCAAGCGUACCGCUUAA